This is a messenger RNA of Harpegnathos saltator (Jerdon's jumping ant), 715 nucleotides long. RefSeq lists its product as uncharacterized. Bases 249 to 413 code for a protein of 54 amino acids. The transcript has 2 exons. The record is from RefSeq and is a predicted model, not a curated record. Lineage: Eukaryota; Metazoa; Arthropoda; Insecta; Hymenoptera; Formicidae.
GUGGUUGACUAAUCUGCCCAUUUUCUUUUGCAGAAACAUUCAGGAUAUCAUCCAGAGGGAAAGGAUCAGCGUAUAGCAAAGGCGGCGGCAGUAGGAUACUGUUAUCCGAAAUACCAGCAAACGGCAACAUCAUCAUCCACGAUCGGUGCAGUCGUUUGUUGUUGCGCGUAGCCAGUGAGCUAACUCCGGCAACCUGGUACCAUCCAGGCUUUCUUCUUAAAGCCACGAGCGACGGACAGGCAGCGUGUAUGAUCAUUGAGGACUAUCCCCCUCCGCCCACCAAACCGAGGAGGCAACAUCUGCAUCAAGAUACCACCCAACGAUUUUUGAAUCAUCUAGUCCUGCCUAAACACAGGACUUCAAAAUUUUCCAGUAAUAGGCAUCGGAAGCUACAGCCGUUCAGAGAAACGUGACUGGUGUCAGCAGGUAGUGCGGCAAACCUUACCGCGGAUAACGAGAAGAAGCACCCUGACUCGACACGUCGCAUACAGCUACCAGCGGGUAGCCGCCCACGUCGCUUGGCCACGUCGCCACGCAGCUGCCAAACUGCCGCUAAGGAACGUGGCGAGGAGAUCUAGGAGAACGCGGACAAAGACGUUACCCACCUGAAGGAGAGAAAGAGGAAAGGACAGACGAAAGAAAUCGCGUGAGCCACCAACAUCAUCUUAACAACGUCAUCUUGAGGAGAGAGCCGCUCGAAAAAGAGAGAGAGAGA